CAGAGGAGCGGAAGGGAGGGGGCGGGGCUUGAUUUGAACUUCUGCAAAGGAAGAGAGUGGGCGCGCCAGUUUUGCAAGCACUAUAUAUAUAUCUAUCUAUCUAUAUAUAUAUCUCCAAAGUAAUCCAAAAGAAAGAAAGGGCAAGAGCAUGGCCUCCUUGGCUUGGCGGCAGCACCAGAUCCUCCCCGAUUUGGAGGAGAGUCCAGAGCCGGACCGGUUCCGGAAGAAGCCCUCCUUGGACCUUCGCCGCUCCCUCCGCAAGAGGAUGCCCCUCCGGGAAACCGGGGUCAAUUUCGCCGAAAACCCGACCUGGGAAAGCCUGGAGGCCAAGGAGAAGCCGGGCCGCCUCCGGAGCAGCCUCAAGAAAGCCUUCGGGGCCGCCUCACAGAAAAUCCAGGGCCACUGCCGAGGUCCGGCUCGGAUGCUGGCGGCCUCCUUGGCCAAGAUCCCGAAUAACGACCCGCAAACCCGUUCCGCCCUCGCGCCCUCCACCCCGACCUCCAGGGCCAGGAUAAUGGGCUCUCCCUCGUCCGGGGAAGCGUCUCCCCUUCGGCUCCGGAGGGACCGCCUUCCGCUCCGGAGGUCCUUGAGGGCCGCUGCCUUGAGGAGCCCCUACGCCUCCCCUGCCUCCAUCAGCCAAAGGAAGCGAUCCGACGGCGGCUUGGAGAGCGUCUCCCGCGGCAUCCGGCGCCUCAAGCGCCUCUCGCAAGCCUUCAACGACAUCAUCGUCCAAGAAGAGAGAGAGCAGGCCGUGCUCAACUACUACCAAGCCGUGGCCCGGAACAUGCGGGAGGCGCAACGGCGGACGCGGGUCCCGUCCCGGUGGAACCUCCGGAAACAGGCAGAAGAAAGGUGGCGGAGGAUCCGCACCGUGGCCGGCCCCGCCCUGCACCACUGACCCCCUCUCGGUCCUGAGUUCUCUCUGUGUCUCGGAAUUAUGGAAUAAACAAAACACUACGUCAAGGCCUCCCUUACGUGAAAAUAAAAUGGCCCAAAUCAGA
This is a messenger RNA of Anolis carolinensis (green anole), 1001 nucleotides long. It is a transcript of the gene pimreg, whose product is annotated as PICALM interacting mitotic regulator. NCBI's taxonomy places the organism in Eukaryota, Metazoa, Chordata, Lepidosauria, Squamata, Anolidae. The record is from RefSeq and is a predicted model, not a curated record. Bases 149 to 898 code for a protein of 249 amino acids. The transcript has 5 exons.